This is a messenger RNA of Ostrinia furnacalis (Asian corn borer), 1926 nucleotides long. It is a transcript of the gene AstA-R1, whose product is annotated as allatostatin A receptor 1. The coding region runs from base 109 to 1194 and encodes 361 amino acids. The record is from RefSeq and is a predicted model, not a curated record. Gene Ontology annotation, molecular function: G protein-coupled receptor activity. Gene Ontology annotation, cellular component: plasma membrane. Gene Ontology annotation, biological process: G protein-coupled receptor signaling pathway. Lineage: Eukaryota; Metazoa; Arthropoda; Insecta; Lepidoptera; Crambidae. The transcript is spliced from 4 exons.
AUAUAACUGGACUGACAUUGCAAAUAUGUUAUCUACAAUAUAACAAUCAACAUCACAACAAAAGCUAGACAUAUGGAAAUAUGACCCAGUGAAGAUUAAAAAACCACGAUGGAUCCGACAGAAGACGAGUUUUAUAACAUUUGCUUAAACCUGACGAACGAAGAAGCAAGUCUCGGAGGUUGCAACUACAGCAGUGAAUACGAAAAUGGAGAAUUACUGGAAAAAGUUGUGUCAAGAGUUGUGCCCAUAUUCUUCGGUUUUAUCGGCAUCGUUGGUUUGGUCGGAAAUGCAUUGGUGGUGCUGGUUGUGGCUGCGAACCCUGGCAUGAGAUCGACGACCAAUCUUCUGAUCAUCAACUUGGCUGUAGCUGAUCUGCUCUUCGUGAUAUUCUGCGUACCGUUUACAGCAACCGACUAUGUAAUGCCACGAUGGCCUUUCGGAGACUGGUGGUGCAAAGUCGUGCAGUAUUUCAUAGUAGUGACAGCUCACGCGUCAGUAUACACUCUUGUUCUGAUGUCAUUGGACAGGUUCAUGGCAGUAGUGCACCCUAUAGCAUCAAUGUCAAUCAGAACAGAGAAGAAUGCGCUACUAGCGAUCGCCUUCACCUGGGUUGUGAUACUAACGACGGCGAUACCGGUGGGUAUCUGUCAUGGGGAGAGAGAGUACGCUUACUACCAUAGAAACCACUCGUCGUGUGUGUUCUUGGAGGAGCAGGGGUAUAGUAAGCUGGGGUUCCAGAUGUCGUUUUUCCUGUCAUCGUAUGUGAUCCCGCUGGCGCUGAUCAGCGUCCUGUACAUGUGUAUGCUGACGAGGCUCUGGAAGAGCGCCCCGGGAGGCAGGGUGUCUGCAGAAAGCAGGCGGGGUAGGAAGAAGGUCACCAGGAUGGUGGUGGUGGUCGUCGUGGUCUUCGCUGUAUGCUGGUGUCCUAUACAGAUAAUCCUGCUGGUGAAGGCUCUAGACGCGUACAACAUCACGUACUUCACGGUGACGGCGCAGAUCGUGUCGCACGUGCUGGCGUACAUGAACAGCUGCGUCAACCCCGUGCUGUACGCCUUCCUCUCGGAGAACUUCCGCGUGGCCUUCAGGAAGGUGAUGUACUGCCCGCCUCCCUACAACGACGGCAUGUCAGGGCGCCCUCAACCGACGAAGACCACUCGAACGGGCAACGGCAAUUCCUGCCACGACAUCGUCUGAGACUCGGUCCGCAGUCGCACGCGCAACGACCAAGCGACCAUCGUCUAAACCACGCAAAUGAUAUUGUCCAUCUCUCUCACUCAUAUGGCGAGAGGCAGAGAUGAAACUAAUGUCGGUUUGCAGAACACGGUCGAUUGGACACACAAUUGACGAGGUGGCUUUUGAGUUUUUUACUUUUUAUAAGGUAAUAUAGUGCGUUAUGUUUAACAAUAUUGUCAAUAUCUCCUCUAUGACGCACCAAAUAUUAUAAUUAUUUGGACAACCACAAUUAUUGCAUUUUUUAAUAUAUUUUUUUUUAAUUGCCACAAUGGCAUUUAAAUGUCACCUUUAAAAUUGUAUGUCUAAUCACUAAAUGCGCAUGCGGCUACUCGAAUCUUGACUUUAUGUGUAUAGUGACAAAAGCUGAUGUUGUUUAAACUUAACUUUUAAGAGUGAACGAGCAAACUUUGUAGAAAUAGCAUUGAUACAUUAUGUGAACAUACAGAAAAUUACCUUAUGUAUAAAAUAUAAAAGUUGCUCGCAAGGGUAUGAAUCAUUUAGAUGCAAGGUUUAUAUAAAAUUAUGAGUGAUACAAGGACUAUAUUCGUGCUGCUACUGAAGCCAGUAUAAAGUUAUAUUCUCUUUAUAAACAUGUUUAUAAAAAAAACUUAGUUAAUAUCUAUAACAGUAAACAAUAAUAACAGUUCUAAACAACACUGAAAAUACCAAUAUUUAUCUGAAUACCUAGUAAAA